AAUGUUUGUACUCCUCUUGUCAGGUCACUUCUUUACGUGGGAAUUGAUUAAAUUCUGAUUAGCCACGAUUUACUCAUCCACUGGAGCUAUAAAAGCCUCUAGCUCCCUGACAGAAGGUACCGUUAGGUCCAAGAACCCCAGGAGUUAAGGUUGGUCUUGCUCAUCUUCAGCCAUGAAAUUCUCCCUUGUUGCCGCUCUUGUCGUUGUGCUGUCUGUUGCCCAUGGCACUGAGGCCGGGUCACUGGUGAAGCGGGACAUCCAGUCUGAGGUGGACAGAAUCUCCAAGAUUGUCAAUGACAUGUCUGCCAGCAUCACCUCCACAACUCAGGACAUUGUGGAGAAGGUGAAGGCUCUUGAGGUGACCCACACUGGCCAGACUUACAUUGAGGACAGCAAGGCCCAGAUCCAGCCUCUGGUUAAGAAGGUCCAGGCUGAGGCUGCCAAGCUGCAGGAGCAGGUCCAGCCCCUCAUCGCCAACAUUGAGGAACAGAUCAAGCCCCUGACUGACAACUUCAACACUCAGGUCAAGCCUCUGACCGACAUGAUGGAGAAGAUCUUCCAGCAGGUGGUGGACAAGACCAAGUCCCUGCUCCCCUCCAAGUAAAGCUGGCUGUUGGUUUACUCCAGCUGCAUUAACGGCCAAGCUGGGCUAGAGGUCACUUUUGUUGCCACACAGAAUACUUCACUGGUGUUUGUCCAGCAUACUCCUCUCUCUCUAAAUCAUCUGAGACGUGAUGCUUGAAUGUCAUCAAUAAAGGGGUAUGGAAGUCAUCA
Molecule: messenger RNA, 774 nt
Organism: Micropterus salmoides (largemouth bass)
Lineage: Eukaryota; Metazoa; Chordata; Actinopteri; Centrarchiformes; Centrarchidae
Product: type-4 ice-structuring protein LS-12-like
Exons: 4
Coding region: 173-604 (143 amino acids)
Biological process (GO): lipoprotein metabolic process; lipid transport
Cellular component (GO): extracellular region
Molecular function (GO): lipid binding
Source: RefSeq, a predicted model, not a curated record